AUGAAAAGUUCUAAUUUUUUUUCUACAAAAUCUUUUGAAAAUAACAUCACCAAUAGGAAAAUUUCCAAAGAUAAAGUUAAAGUGAAAUGGCUAAAAAUUCAAUGGCUACGCUUUCAGAAUCACUGUCCAUUUAAGAUUCAGUUUAAGUACUCUAAUAACAACGAUGUUCUCUUUGAAACUGUUGAUAUAAGUAAGCGAAAAUCGGUAUUACAAGCUCCAAAACUUGCCUUAUUAUACCCUGACGGUAAUGUUAUUAACGAUGCCAAAAAAAAAGAUCUCCUUCAGCUAAAAGAAUUUAUUCCCUCAGUGUAUCAUGGUUUUUAUGAAAAUCUUCGGUCUGCAGCACAAGGAACUGGUGGAGAAAUGCUAGAUUACCCUGAAGAAGAAGAAGAAGAAGAAGAAGAAGAAGACGAACUUUUUUUACCUGUUGUAAGGUGUUUAAUCUAUUAUUUUUGUAUGUGA
Messenger RNA from Psylliodes chrysocephalus, 462 nucleotides. NCBI's taxonomy places the organism in Eukaryota, Metazoa, Arthropoda, Insecta, Coleoptera, Chrysomelidae. The record is from the annotation of a GenBank genome assembly.